ACAGACCUCUCAACAAGGUGUCUGCCAGUGGCACGCAACGAGUCUGCCCCGAAGAUACCCGCCCUGCCCCGGGUCCCCUUACCGAGCUUCUCCCCCCCCCCCGGUGAUACCAUCCCGCUCUUCUCCACCAUGGCGACCAGUGCCAAGCGAAAGCAGGAGGAGACUCAUCUGAAGAUUCUCCGGGAAAUGACUAGCUCACCCGCGAAUAGGAAAUGCUUUGACUGCGACCAGCGCGGCCCGACCUAUGUCAACAUGACAGUGGGCUCCUUCGUCUGUACCACCUGCUCCGGCAUCUUACGAGGACUGAAUCCCCCGCACAGAGUGAAGUCCAUCUCUAUGACCACAUUCACACAUCAGGAAAUCGAGUUCUUACAGAAACACAGCAAUGAGGUCUGUAAACACAUCUGGCUGGGCCUCUAUGACGACAGGACAUCAGUUGUUCCAGAUUUCCGAGAACCACAGAAAGUAAAAGAGUUCCUUCAAGAAAAAUAUGAAAAGAAAAGAUGGUAUGUUCCUCCAGACCAGGCAAGGGUAAAUGUUCAGGCCUCUGUGUCUGGCUCCUCAGCCAGCAGCACUGGUAGUACCCCUGAAGUCCAACCCCUCAAGACCCUGCAGCUUAACAAGACCCCACUGCGCCAGUCUCCAGGGCUUGGUCGUUCCCAAGCUCACUCAGCUGCUCUGGAGAAGAAGUUUGACUUGCUCUCUGACCUGGGAGGAGACAUCUUUGCUGCUCUGCCCACUCAAACCUCCAGCUCUACCAACUUUGCCAAUUUUGCACAUUUUCCAAGCCAGUCGGCAGCAGCACCUCAGGGUAAUUCAGAUACCAACUUUGCCAAUUUUGAGGCAUUUGGAAACACCACAAUUCCAUCCCAUCUGAGCACGUCACCCCCCUCAAAGUCUUUUUCAUCAGGUGGAGGUGUGCCAAUUCCAUCAAUGUCUAGUGCCGUCCCAAACCAAACCCACAAAGGAAGCUGCGAUCGCUAUGCUGCUCUGGCUGAGCUUGAUAAUGAACUCAGCUCGACUGUCUCUUCAAGUGGCAAUGUACAAGGGAACAUAUUUGGACCAGUACUUGGUUCAUCGCCGGCCCAGAAUCCUCCUGUGUUACCCAGCAUUCAGCCUGGUUUUGGAGCUGUCCCAUCAACAAACCCCUUCGUUGCUGCAGCUGUUGCCCCGGAAAUGGCUACCAACCCUUUCCAGACCAAUGGCAGAGCUCCAGCUGCAGCUUCGUUUGGUACUGGCUCUAUGAGCAUGCCCGCUGGCUUUGGGAAUGCAUCUUCCUACUGUCUCCCGACCAGUUUCAGCGGAAACUUCCAGCAGCAAUUCCCCGGCCAGGCCCCCAUCCCUUACUCUCAACCUGCGGCCUACAACCCUCAGUCCAAUGGCCCUGCAUUUCCAGUCUACGUCCAGAACAAGCCCUCCAUGACGCCCUUUGGGCCACCCAUGGCUGGCCCUGGCAUGUCCAAUAACCCCUUCAUGGCGGGAGCCCCAGCAGGGUCAUUCCCUUCGGGGGGUACUUCCACCAACCCAUUCCUGUAGCACAGCUCCCAGUCAUCGCCACAAGAGGGCAGCAUGCAGCACAUAUUCAACACACCCAUCAUGCAAUUAGAGGCAGAACAUUUUUUUUAAGAAGACUUGUGAUUUUUUUUGUUUUGUUUUUCAUAAAAAGAGUUUACAACACUAUGAAGGAGUACAAAGGACGUCAUGGACAAAUAAGGGACUGUUAUGGGGGCUAAUUUACUAUUUGGACUAUAUACAAUGUAUGCUUUUUACUUUUUGUUUAUGACUGUAAGCUCUGUGCAUAUCAUAAUUUGUAAUCACAAUUAAGUAUAUGUUAUGUAUAACAAGGACUGAGUUAACAAGGGUGAGUAUACACACACCUUGUGGGGAAUAACCCACUGCAAAGUAUCCAUAUAAGUAAGGGUACAAACUUUAUGAAUUUUAACAGGGUUCCAUCCAAAUCCAUGAUCUAUGGUGUGAAGCAGCCAUGAUGAUGCAGGUAUUUCAUUUUUAAAAGGGAUUACUUUUUUGUUACUUCAGCACAAUUGCUUCCUUACUGGCUCUAAGGUGAGAUACGUCCAAUACUAAUAUAUCUCAUCCAGAUACUGGUUGCCUAUAUUCAGCAGACCUAACAUUUCCUUUUUUCUAAUAAGAGUAACAGACAGAUUGAUGGGAAACAGGCACUUGAACUAUUAGUCAUUCUCAUAGAUAUUGCAAAUAUCCAGGAGUGCAAGCUGAAUGUGGGUUUUGAAUCCAGGCCAGCUCUUCGACUAUGAAUCCAGCAGUGAAGUCAGAUGUUUCAGCUCACAAGGUAAACGUAAAGACAUGUCUUUAAGAGCACAACUGGAGGAAAGGGACAACAAUGGCAGGCUUUAAGAGAAUUGUUUUUACAUUCUCUUUACCCACUUUACCUAAAAAAAAAACAUUGCAAUUGUUAGAUCAACUGUCUGUAACCUGUUUCCUUCUGGUCAGAGAGUUCAUAUUUAACAAUAUUCUCUGAAAAUGUAAUGGAAAAAAGAAAAGACUAAUAAGGAGGGCAAGGGCUGUGACUCAGAUUGAGUUUCAAUAACGUGAGGUAUUUCUUCACAUGGUUGUUGCUGUUCUCUUCACAGGGAAUGCCAGGUGGUGUACCUGUCCAAGCAAAAAUAUACUACUUGUGAAAACAAUAUUUAAGAAAUGUUGGUUAUCUUGUAUUCACCACACUCCAUUGGUAUCUGUUUUCUUCCCUGCCUUCUGAUUACAAAACAUUUGGAGUGAAGAAUUUAGAUAUGGAGUAGUAAUGAUGUUCCUUCAGUUUACUUUAAAAGAAGACCAGCUUAAAUAACAGGUUAAUAAUUUGGGGAAUAUAACUUUAAUAGACUCGUAAGAACUAGGGUCUACAAUGUGCCACCAAUGACUAACAGUUUAUUGUCUUUACAAGAAUAGGUAAGUAAAUGUGUACAUAUAUAAAUACAUGUAUAAAUAAAUUAAAAGAUUUUUAACUACA
Labrus mixtus (cuckoo wrasse) is the source of this 2983-nucleotide messenger RNA. RefSeq names its product ArfGAP with FG repeats 1b (gene agfg1b). The record is from RefSeq and is a predicted model, not a curated record. Lineage: Eukaryota; Metazoa; Chordata; Actinopteri; Labriformes; Labridae. The transcript has 12 exons. Bases 130 to 1536 code for a protein of 468 amino acids. Gene Ontology annotation, molecular function: GTPase activator activity.